Lampris incognitus (smalleye Pacific opah) is the source of this 606-nucleotide messenger RNA. RefSeq lists its product as uncharacterized. Bases 1 to 606 code for a protein of 201 amino acids. The record is from RefSeq and is a predicted model, not a curated record. The transcript has 5 exons. Lineage: Eukaryota; Metazoa; Chordata; Actinopteri; Lampriformes; Lampridae.
AUGCCGCCAUGCGGUGUUUCUGGCUGGUCGGCAUUAUCAGCCAAGCUGGCGGGUGACGAGACAAACCACCUUCUGGAGGAGGAGGAGGAGCAGGAGACCACCAGAGAACUGGGGGGCCCCACGGACCGGGACUCCCCCAGGCCAGUGGUGAUGAUACGGGCCAAGCUAGAAUGGGAGAUCCCCAUGUCGGUGACCCUUCCCAUCGAGGUGCAGCCCGAUCCGGCCCAACAACCCUUCCCCUUUCUAGACACAACGCUGGCUGACCUGGGCAUCCAAGAGUCAGAGGUGAAGGAGAGAGUGGUAUGGGUAGACACUAAGAAGACCCAGGUAAAGAGCAAGGCAGGAAAGCUGAAGGAGAAAGAGAUCACCAUCCUGGAGGUCCGAGUGAAAGCCCAGAAGCCUGGCGACAAGCAGCUCCAGGAGGUUUUGUACAGCACGGAGGCGCACACCGACCGCUCCUUCUGCCGCACGGGGGUGGACAUCCUGCCCUGGAAGCAGAGAUACACAGGGGAGAAUGGCCUGACACCAGCAGAGAUGACCACAGCAGUGGACAUGGAGGAUCAGCAGCCCAAAUUUAAUGGGGCAAAGCAACAACGUGAAAUGUGA